CCCGCCGCUCUCCUUUCGUCCUUCCCCCUGCCCAGCUUCACUACUGGGCUGGAGUCUCCGUCGGCAAGGCGCGUAACACAACAUACUGACAGUUGCGACACUGACUCACAACCAAGAGAGGAAAAGAUGGAGCACGUAGACGCCGGCUUCAACAUCAUGUUAGCGACCGACUCAUACAAGGUAACACAUUACAAACAGUAUCCCCCCAACACGAGUAAAGUCUACUCUUACUUUGAGUGUCGCGAGAAGAGGACAGACCCCGGCAAAAACAGAAAAGUCAAAUAUGACAAAACCGUCUUCUACGGCCUUCAGUACAUCCUCCACAAAUACCUUAAAGGGAAGGUUGUGAGUCCGGAGAAGAUCCAGGAGGCCAAGGAGGUUUACAGAGAACAUUUCCAGGACGAUGUCUUCAACGAGAAAGGCUGGACAUAUAUUUUGGACAAAUACAAUGGACACCUGCCUAUUGAAAUCAAGGCAGUGCCCGAGGGCUGCGUCAUUCCCCGUGGCAACGUUUUGUUCACCGUAGAGAGCACAGACCCAGAAUGCUUCUGGCUCACGAACUGGGUGGAGACCAUCCUGGUUCAGAUCUGGUACCCUGUAACUGUGGCGACAAACUCCAGAGAGCAGAAGAAGAUCCUCGCCAAGUAUCUCCUCGAGACUUCCGGGAACUUGGAGGGAUUAGAGUACAAACUCCAUGACUUUGGCUACAGGGGUGUAUCAUCACAGGAGACUGCGGGCAUCGGUGCCUCCGCCCAUCUGGUCAACUUCAAGGGCACGGACACGGUGGCUGGCAUCUGCGUCAUUAAAAAGUACUAUGGCACCAAGGACCCAGUGCCAGGCUACUCAGUGCCUGCAGCAGAGCACAGUACCAUCACAGCCUGGGGAAAGGAUCAUGAAAAAGACGCGUUUGAGCACAUUGUCAAACAGUAUCCCAACGUGCCUGUAUCUAUAGUCAGCGACAGCUACGACAUUUACAACGCCUGCGAGAAGAUCUGGGGAGAAGAUCUACGGGAACUGAUAGAGAAGCGUAGCGCCGACGCUCCGCUCGUGGUUCGGCCGGACUCAGGAAACCCGCUUGACACAGUUUUGAAGGUUUUGGAGAUCCUGGGUAAAAAGUUCCCUCCAAAAGAGAACUCCCAAGGUUUUAAGGUUCUCCCUCCUUACAUCAGAGUCAUACAAGGAGAUGGAGUUGAUAUCAAUACACUGCAAGAGAUAGUGGAAGGUAUGAAGGAACACAGGUGGUCACUUGAGAACAUUGGCUUUGGUUCUGGAGGUGCUCUGCUGCAGAAACUGACCAGAGAUCUGCUCAACUGUUCAUUCAAAUGCAGCUACGUAGUCACUAAUGGACUGGGGGUGAAUGUCUUCAAGGACCCAGUGGCAGACCCCAACAAGAGGUCAAAGAAAGGUCGCCUGUCUCUGCACCAGACACCGAGUGGAGACUUUGUCACUUUAGAGGAGGGCAGGGGUGAACUGGAGGAAUAUGGCCAGGACCUGCUGCACACAGUCUUCCAGAACGGCAGGAUUGUGAAGACGUACACAUUUGAUGAAAUCAGAGACAAUGCUAAGCUCACAAACAGUGAGCUGAAAGAUCUUCUGCUCUAAGUCUCCAGCGCUGCUGCAAAGAAAAAAAAAGUACCCCCUUCCUUCUUCACCGCUUCACCUUUUUGGCCUCUGACAUCAGCCCUGCUGGUCCACAUUCAUUGCUGGUCCACCACAGUCCUGACGUCACCACAGUACCCUGAAAUGUUGAGAUUAUUUACCCACCUUUCCAAAAAACAAAAAAACAAAAAAAAAAACUUGAUCUGUUCUCCAGUGAAAUGGUAUGAGUUUGUGGGAGAAGUAUAUUAAAGUUCACCUCUCCAUGCUGCUGCACUAAAUUGAAUGUUGCACUGUAAGGUAGCCGUCGAGAUACUGUAUGGGUUUGGGUGAUUGUCUUUGACCUGGCAGCUGCACGAGGAAGUGAACAUAUUGAUUGAUUGAUUGAUUGAGAGACAAUUAUAAAGCCAUACCACUGAUCUGACCCCUUGACCCCCAUCUCCCCACCACCUCCCCAAAAUGUACAUAAUAUAAAGAUGCAUAGAAUCUAAGGGUGCAACAGAAAAAUCCAUCAACAUUUAGGAUGUUUUUGGAACGAUAAAGAAACUCACCCCCAUCCUGUCUUUCCUGCAUCAGUCGGUAGUCAUGGCCAAAGGUAUAAAACGGCCAACAAGUCUAUAAGGAGUAUUUUUUUUAUAUUCCUUAACUACUCUGAAUAUAUUGUAAUCUGUGCAGUUAUGUUCACAACCCUCUCCAGCCCACAGUGAGCUGUAGUCAGGGAGGCUGAAAACACAGCGUGAUUUAACUGCACCUGUUUCUUUUAUCCUGUUAUUUGCCAACUUUUGCGUGAUGUCUUUCAAUUUCCGAUUUGUUACUUUAGCCUAUAUAUACUGUAUGUGUGUAUGUAAAUAUAUAUAUAUACAUAUAUACACACACACAUACAUUUUAUGUACAGUGUGUGUGCAAUGUUCCAAAAUAAUAAUUAAGGCAUUUUAAAGCUAUUUUUCCAUCUAGUGUUUGAAGGAUUCCUAAUUUUCCCCGAUGAUUAGCAAGAGCCAAACCUUUAGGGUUGACGUUUCAUCCCAACGAAACCAAUAUUUACAAUUUAAGACCAAGAAAGAGAGAACGACCAUCUUAGAAGUUGUCUGUUUUGGAGUGAGGAUGAUUGAACUCGGGUAUGUGGCUCCGGGAGUGUUGUAUCUGUUAAAUGUUGACUCUAUUACGUGUGUGGGUGGGUGGGUGUGUGUGUUCGUGUGUGUGUGUGUUCGUGUUCCUGAAUGUGUUGAAAUCUACCUUUUACUUUUGCUGUCCUUUAUUUCCCUGAAAGGACACAAACGUGAUAAGACAACAGUGAGUCUUUUUGCGUCUGUUGGAAGUUAUGUCGUCUCAAUUUUCUGAACAAGAACUCAGAAUUUCCAGCCUUCAGGUCCCAAAAUGUUGUGCUUAUCUAAAAAAAGAAAGAAGAAGUGAAAGAGAAAGAAAUGUUUGAAAAUUCAGUGACGUCUUUCGGUGGAAAUGCUAUAGACCAGCGGUGUCAAACUCAUUCACACCCGGGGCCACAUCACCAAUACAGUUCCCCUUGAAUGGCCGGUUGUAAAUGGAAGACUCUAAAGAUCAGGGGUUCCCAACUGUCGGUCCGCAGACCAGUGCUGGUCUAUAGGUCAUUUGGUACCAGUGGAACACAGUGAAAAAAGUACUUAUCUUUUACUAAUCAUCAUAUCCACUUACUUUUUUUAUUUGAAGAUAAUCUGUCAAUAUUUUAAAAUAAUAGGUCAUUCAGACUCUGAUACGAACAGAAUAGAGUCUAAAAGAUGUUUUAUUUUGAAAAUUUAAUGACUUUUCAAUGCUCAGCACCUUGAUACCGGUCUGUAGUAAUGUGUGGUCCUUGGAUGACCAGUCCUUAGAACAGAAAAGGUCAGGGACCGCUGGUAUAGAUGUAACUACUCCAUAACACACUAAGACUGUACGUGUUUCUACAAUUGAUUAUUAUUUAUUCAAGUAAGAAAUAUUGUUCAUUGCUGUGUAAUAAAAAAACUUUAAAUUUCUUAGGUUAAAAAACUCUGCUGUGUGGACCUUUACUAAAUGAUUUUUAAGCUCCUGCUGGCCACACAAAAUGGCUUGGCGGGCCGCAUUUGGCCCCCGGGCCUUGAGUUUGACACAUGCUAUCGACAAAAUCUGGGGUAUGACAAAGUUUUUUUUUUUUUUUUUUUUGUUUUUUGAAAAUUAAAAGUUCUAGUCAAGUUCUACUUUUUAGUCUCAGAAUUCUGAGGGGAAAUGAGAGGUGCUGAUAAUCACUGCCUUAAACUCAGCAGAAACAAUUGUAAAUGGUAAAGUAUGGAUGUUCGCGGUCUGAUUUUUUUUUUUUUUUUGGACACAUUAAUCUAACUUAGACUCAUUUUUUUCUUUUAAGUUAAUGGAUUUUUCUGUUGCUGUGGGAAAAUGUAAUGACAUCACAACAAGAACAUGUUCACUUCCAAAGUCGGAAGAGAUGAUUGUGUUCUCGUUUUUGCCAAAAGUCCCUUUUUAAAAAAUCUUCCAACUCUCUGGUACACUUGCGAUUCAGUGACAAUAUGUCAAUAUUGAUGCAUCACUUCCUGUCUAGGGUAGCCAUUAUCAGUAACUUUCUUCAUUUAGGAGUCAACCAACUUCAACGCGGUAAUUUUUUUUAAAAAAAAGCACUGAUGUCACCAUGAUCUGCCUCCUCCCUCUGGUUCAGACCAAACUGCUUCAACUCAGCCUGAUAAACAUAACUGUUUUUUGUUUUGAUUUGUUACCUCUCACCAUCUGCAGUCAACCCACCUUCAUCUCACUCACUUUCUGAUGACAUGGGUGGAUUUUAGUACAACUCUUGCUUUUACAGUUUUGAUACCGUCUCAGUUCUUACCUCAGAUUUCUUUUAAUGACGAUGAAGAAAUCUCAUUUAGAAAACAACAUGGCGACAACUGCCUUCCCACUUGUACAUACAGUAAAGCAACCAAGCAGACUGAAAGCAUAGGGGGCACUAUGUCAAAGAGUUGGCCACAGACAGAUAUUAUUAAUGGUAUUGUAGUUUGUGUCUGAAUGAGCAUUUUUGUACAAAUUGAAUAAUAUCCAAAACUGCUUGACUGAAGUGGCAGUGUGACUGUUUUUGUGACUGUAAAACUUUAGGCUUUCUUGUACGUGUGAGAGAGCGAAUGGUCUGUAAUGAAUACUUUUGUUUUUUUCUUUAUGUUGAUGUUGUUCCUCUUGUAUGUAUAUGUUGGUUGUACCAGAAAUUCUCUCAACACAAGUGAACUUUUAACUAACCUGACAUGUUAUAUUGUCAACAAUACACUGAUUAAAGAUCACCCCUUCACAUUUA
Messenger RNA from Cynoglossus semilaevis (tongue sole), 4876 nucleotides. RefSeq names its product nicotinamide phosphoribosyltransferase 1 (gene nampt1). Gene Ontology annotation, molecular function: nicotinamide phosphoribosyltransferase activity. Gene Ontology annotation, biological process: NAD+ biosynthetic process. NCBI's taxonomy places the organism in Eukaryota, Metazoa, Chordata, Actinopteri, Pleuronectiformes, Cynoglossidae. The transcript is spliced from 11 exons. The record is from RefSeq and is a predicted model, not a curated record. Bases 127 to 1602 code for a protein of 491 amino acids.